ACGUCAUUUGCCACAACACAGACUGAAAUUGUUCCAAGCGAAACACAAAGUUUUACGGUGGAAUCGUCUGCACAAAUAGUUUCAUCUCUACUUUCCACACUGACCAGUUCGGAAGAUUCUACAACUCAGUCUAUUGCAACGUCAGCCAUUUCCAUCACCAGUCUAUUCACUCCAACGACUUCAAUACCGGAAUCACUGACAUCGUCUACACUUACUUCGACACUACCGAGUGUUUACUCAACAGUGUCUGAAACGUCAUUUGCCACAACACAGACUGAAAUUGUUCCAAGCGAAACACAAAGUUUUACGGUGGAAUCGUCUGCACAAAUAGUUUCAUCUCUACUUUCCACACUGACCAGUUCGGAAGAUUCUACAACUCAGUCUAUUGCAACGUCAGCCAUUUCCAUCACCAGUCUAUUCACUCCAACGACUUCAAUACCGGAAUCACUGACAUCGUCUACACUUACUUCGACACUACCGAGUGUUUACUCAACAGUGUCUGAAUUUUUGGAAGAUUCUACAACUCAGUCUAUUGCCAACGUCAGCCAUUUCCAUCACCAGUCUAUUCACUCCCAACGACUUCAAUAA
This is a messenger RNA of Dreissena polymorpha, 588 nucleotides long. RefSeq lists its product as uncharacterized. The transcript is spliced from 3 exons. The annotation marks the transcript as partial. Lineage: Eukaryota; Metazoa; Mollusca; Bivalvia; Myida; Dreissenidae. The record is from RefSeq and is a predicted model, not a curated record.